AUGGGGUGCAAUCAGAGUAAGAGUGUACACGAGUUUCGAGUGAAGAGCGGGAGUUGCGUAAAUGAACAGGAGCAGGCGCGAGAUGGAAAUGGAAAUGGAAAUGCGUCGGACGAACUGGCAAUAAACCCAGGAAUGUACGUGCGAAAAAAGGAGGGUAAAAUAGGAGAGUCAUAUUUUAAAAUCAGGAAAUUAGGAAGUGGAGCGUACGGAGAAGUUUUGUUAUGUAGAGAAAAAAAUGGACAUACUGAAAAGGCAAUAAAAGUGAUAAAAAAAUCUCAAUUCGAUAAAAAAAGAUAUUCAGAAUGUAGAAAUAAGAGUUGUGAAAAUGAAGAAAGUUUGAAUGAAGACAUAUACAAUGAAAUAUCUUUAUUAAAAUCAUUGGACCAUCCGAACAUAAUAAAGUUGUUCGAUGUUUUUGAAGACAAAAAAUAUUUUUAUUUGGUGACUGAAUUUUAUGAAGGAGGAGAAUUAUUUGAGCAAAUUAUUAACAGGCAUAAGUUUGAUGAAUGUGAUGCUGCUAAUAUUAUGAAACAGAUUUUAAGUGGCAUUUGUUAUUUACACAAGCAUAACAUUGUCCAUAGGGAUAUAAAGCCGGAAAAUAUUUUAUUAGAAAAUAAAAACAGCUUGUUAAAUAUAAAAAUUGUGGAUUUUGGCUUGUCCUCUUUUUUUUCCAAAGAUUAUAAAUUGAGGGAUAGACUUGGCACAGCAUAUUAUAUUGCGCCAGAAGUAUUAAAAAAAAAGUACAAUGAGAAAUGUGAUGUGUGGUCUUGUGGGGUGAUCAUGUAUAUUCUGCUUUGUGGGUACCCUCCUUUUGGUGGACAGAAUGAUCAGGACAUUAUUAAAAAGGUGGAGAAGGGGAAAUAUUAUUUUGAUUUUAAUGACUGGAAAAAUAUAAGUGAUGAAGCUAAAGAACUUAUAAAGCUUAUGUUGACCUAUGAUUUUAAUAAAAGGAUAACUGCUAAGGAGGCUCUAAAUAGUAAAUGGAUUUUGAAGUAUGCAGAUAAUAUAAAUAAGAAUGACCAAAAGACUUUGUAUGGUGCUUUAUCGAACAUGAGGAAAUUUGAAGGAAGUCAGAAACUUGCCCAGGCCGCCAUUCUCUUCAUCGGUAGCAAACUUACCACUCUGGAGGAGAGGAAGGAGCUCACGGACAUUUUUAAGAAGCUCGACAAGAAUGGGGAUGGGCAGCUGGACAAGCGCGAGCUCAUCGAGGGAUACAACAUACUACGCAGCUUCAAGAACGAGCUGGGUGAACUGAAAAACGUCGAGGAAGAAGUGGACAACAUUCUUAAGGAAGUGGACUUUGACAAAAACGGCUACAUCGAGUAUUCAGAGUUCAUUUCCGUCUGCAUGGACAAGCAGAUUUUGUUCAGCGAGGAGCGCCUGCGGGACGCCUUCAACCUGUUCGACACGGACAAGAGCGGGAAGAUAACCAAGGAGGAGUUGGCAAACCUCUUCGGCCUGACCUCCAUAAGCGAGAAAAUGUGGAACGAUGUCCUUAAUGAGGCGGACAAGAACAAAGACAGCAUGAUCGACUUUGAAGAAUUCGUGUCAAUGAUGCACAAAAUAUGCGACCACAAGACGCCCUGA
Plasmodium fragile is the source of this 1587-nucleotide messenger RNA. RefSeq names its product CAMK/CDPK protein kinase. The record is from RefSeq and is a predicted model, not a curated record. Gene Ontology annotation, cellular component: cytoplasm; nucleus. The transcript has 5 exons. Gene Ontology annotation, molecular function: calcium ion binding; calcium-dependent protein serine/threonine kinase activity; calcium/calmodulin-dependent protein kinase activity. Lineage: Eukaryota; Apicomplexa; Aconoidasida; Haemosporida; Plasmodiidae. Gene Ontology annotation, biological process: peptidyl-serine phosphorylation; protein autophosphorylation; intracellular signal transduction. Bases 1 to 1587 code for a protein of 528 amino acids.